AUGUCCUGGCAUGACUCGACGAACUGGACUGAUGCUGUGUUGCCAGAUUUGCUUCGCACAUAUUCUCCUGCCAAUAUUUUCAGUGUUACUGAGACUGGCCUGUUCUUCAGGUGCUUGCCAGUAGGUAUGAAUCAUUUGAGAGGACAAACUUGCUCUGGGGGAGAGCAUGCCUCAGAGAGACUUACCAUCAUAACAGCCGUCAAUCUCGAUGGCUCCUGCAAACUGCCAAUCUUUUGUGUAGGAAAAGGGGUCAGCCCGAAAUGCCUAAAUGGAAUUAAGAACUUACCCAUCACCUACAGGACCAGCAAUAAGGCAUGGAUGACAUCCAGUCUUUUCUCAGAAUGGAUUCUCGGCCUGGAGGGCCAGUUUUUAAAUGAAGGAAGAAAGGUGGCCAUGCUCGUGGACACCAGCCCAACCCAUGUGCAGCCAGGAGACCUUCACGCCAUCGAUCUGAUCUUUCUGCCACCUCAUACCUCCCGUAACCCGCAGUCCCAAGACAAAGGCAUUAUCUAUGUCCUCAAGCAAAGAUACCGUGAGGAAAUGCUGAAAAAACUCAUCUUACAUUUAGAGUUUACGCCACAGGAGAUCCAACGUGUUCCGAAUGACCGCCGACCAAAAGACCGCCAACUUCUAAACAAGCCUUCCGCCAAUCUCCCUGGUCCGUUUCACUGGACGUUGUUAGAUGCUAUGCACGGGCUCAGGAAGGCCUGGGACUCGAUCUCUCCAGAAACUGUACGCAGCUGUUUCAUCGCAACCGGCUUCUCCAUCCCAAAAGCUGACAAUUCUUCUAGUGAGGUGGCCUUAAGUUCAAGGUCUCAUCAGCUGCAUGAGAUGUCAUUAUUUCAGCGGGUCAGUGCAAACAUUCCAGUGGAUAUGUCACUGGUUGACUACAUCAAUGUGGAUCGUCGUGUAGUCACCUGGGAUCAGAUGGGCAUGGUGAGCCGUAUUAUAUCCACCACUUGUGCAAAUCAACUUCCUGUCUGCACCGCCGGAAGCCCAGUCUCACAGUCAUGCCAUUCUCCAAGUUCUUCUUUGUCGCAACCAUCGGUUGACAAUUCACAUUUGUUUACAUCCAGGGCAUUGAAAAUGGCUAACGGAAC
This is a messenger RNA of Lymnaea stagnalis (great pond snail), 1100 nucleotides long. NCBI's taxonomy places the organism in Eukaryota, Metazoa, Mollusca, Gastropoda, Lymnaeidae. The record is from the annotation of a GenBank genome assembly.